Molecule: messenger RNA, 2754 nt
Organism: Symbiodinium natans
Lineage: Eukaryota; Dinophyceae; Suessiales; Symbiodiniaceae
Source: the annotation of a GenBank genome assembly
AUGGGAAAGCGGUCGAAAGAGUGUGUAGAAGAGGAUGAAGCGGACGAGGAGCAGCCCACGAAGAAGCUGCAGACUGAGCCGCCCGAGUAUGAGGAUCCUGCCCUCGAUAACGAUGAUGGGGAGCCAACGCAGUUUUCGGUCUCAAUCGGCGGACUGAGCUUCGACACAAAGCGAGCAGCGGUGCGAAAGGCAUGCGCGAAGUUCGGCGAGGUAGUGACCGUGCGAAGAUGGGUGCGCGGGGCCCCUCGCCGAGCCGACGUCUCCUUUUCAUCAGCGGAAGAGAUGGAAGCCGCCAUCCAGGGAAUGGAGGGCAAGGAGCUGGACGGGCGAACUGUCAAAGCGAAGGCUACUCCAAAAGAGGAGGAAGUGGAAAAGGUGGCGGUGGCGGAGGCAGAGGAAGAGGGUGAGCACAACCGUGCCGUGCAGAUUGCGGUUGGACAUCGGGUUCUGGACAAAGCCGCUGAGUCCGCAGCCACUUGCUGCACUCGGCUCUGCCAGAAUACCAGAAGGGAGCUUGACAAGUUCAAGGCACAUGCCAAAACUGUUUGCUGUACGCCCUCUUUGCUGCAAAGCAAGUCUCAUACCUUUGAACUUGUGUUUGCAUUCCUAACCAACUCCUCGGAGGGCCACCGGUUCAAAGUCACUCGCUUUUCAAAAGAAAAUUCUGUCACGUUCACGGUCUUCAGCUUAGACAAUGUUAUCGUCUUCGGAGCUUACCUGCUAGCAGCUGCUGGCUACUCAUCAAUCUCCUCCGUCUGGGACAUUGACGAGGAGAAGCUGCUCCGGCAUUUCUGCCUGGAGGAUGAGUGCAAGGAGGUGCUGGCAUGGUUGACAGAGAAAGACUACAAGCGCCCCGAGGCCUUCGCAGAGCGGCUGGCGCUCUCAAGACGCCUCCGUGAGGCCAGCAAUGAACGUGUCAAGGAGUCUGACAUUCGAGAAGCCAUGAUGCUUGCGCUGGGCAGCCUGCAUUGCUUGGAUUUCAACAAGGGCCAGUCGGUGCUGCAAUCGGAGGAGCAGAAGAAGGAGGCUUUGGAUGCCACUGUGCCUGUCUUGAGCAACCUCAGCUACAUCUUCCUGAAGCGCAACGACUCGCACAACUCGGUCCGGGCGGCCACAUUGGGACUCACCUUCUGUGACAGGCUUGCAGAUGCACCGCUUCCCAUGAGGGCGAAGCUUCUGUUUCGAAGAGGCCUCGGCAGGUGCCAAGCAAAGGACUACACCGAAGCUUCUCAAGACUUUCUUGGAGCAGCCAGGAUUCUUCCUGAAGACCGCGAGAUUCGGAAAGCCUUGGAGGAGUGCAAGGAAUCAGCCCGCAAGCAAAACAGCGACUCGCACAGCAGGUGGAGAGGCAUGAUGACAAGCGGUGCUGACAAGCUGAAGGCUUCGGCACGGAGAUGCUCCAGACGUGCGCGGCGACAGAUGCGUGAGGUGCUGUCCAUGCUGGCAGAGCCUUUGCUGGCCCAGCGCUCGACAGGAUUUGUAAAGCUUCCUGAAGCUCUACCGGAAUAUCAGCCGGACGAUAGGAAGGUGUCAGAUCGGCCUAGCCUGGGCGGUCCCAAGUUCAUGAUCACCGUGCAGCUGCGACAUCGGCCUCCGCGGCGUCCGACAACGGAUGCAGCAUGGGUGCAGUUCCAAAGCUCCCCAAGUGAAGCGGAGAAGUUGCGACGAAAUGCGCAGCGCUCAGCAUCUCCAUCGAUGCACGGCCGUAUCGAUACAAGCAAGAUCAAGCAAGCUGAUGUUGUGAUCCCCGUUUGGGCACUCUGCACCGCCGCUGCAUCGCCGAAGGGAGCGAUGGGCCGAGGGAAGCCUCGCAGGGAAAAGCCUGAGGCGCCCGUCGGCGGGCCCGAGCUUGCAGAUUCCGAUGUUGAAGAGGCAGAUAUCGAGGCAUUGGCCAGGUCAAAGCUUGGGCCGGGGGAGUUCAUCCUUGGUGAAGAGCCAAAGCCGCCUCAGGACGAAUCCGCAGAGGUGAAGGACACCGCAAAGCGAGGUGUCUGCCUAGCACCGCUGCUAUUGCAACGUUUGGGUGAGAUAGAAUACAAGGUGCCCGAGGGUGCAAAGCGCGUCCCUUGGAUCGACACCAUGGCAAUAGAUGGGCAGAACAAUUUGCCGAAAGGUGUCACUGCCAAAGAUGGUGUGAAACUCGAAAGCGCCUUCCUAGGCAUGGCUGCAGAAGCAGCUGCAGAAGGGUACCGCAGGUUGCGGGUCAUGAAGAUCCCCUGCACCAGACCCAACGACUUCUAUGCUGAAAUGAUGCGGCCGGACAAACAAAUGUACCGAGUUCGCCAGCAGGCAGCAGAGGAGGAGCGACGAAUCAAGAUUGUCGAAGACAGAAAGAAACACCAAGCAAGCAAGAAGUUUGCCAAGAAGGCAAAAGCCAAGAAGUUGGAGGCACGCGCACAGGAGAAGAGGACGUCCCUGGAGCAGAUUGCCAAUUGGCGUGCUCGGAAGAAGAGCGAGGGGAAUAACACGGAUGACCAGGACUUGGAGGAGAUUCUAAGUCGACAAGGGAAGAAGAAGGAGCAAGACGGGAAGGGAAAGGGCAAGGGCAAGGCCAUGAAGUCGGCCAAGCGCCGCAGCCUUGAUGAAAAGUAUGGCUUCGGCGGCAAGAAGAAGAGGAGCAAGCAGAAUGACAAGAGCUCCACGCACGAUAUGUCUGCAUCUCCCUGGGGAAAAGGCAAAGCUAAAGGCAAGGGCAGAGGGAAAGGCAAGGGCAAAGGCAAAGGCAAAGGUCCUGGCAACAAGAGGAAGCGGUAG